ACCCGAAAUGAGGACGGAUUUGAUAAUUGUGCUACUUAUGGGUAGUGUCCUGUCAUUUAGGAGCAGGAAUAACCUUAUUCAUUUGUUUUGAUUAGUGUGCUGUGCUUUAAUUAAAUUAAUGCAUUAGUUUCGAGAAUUUUUGCGUUCGUUAUCGUAUCCUCGCUGUGUUUUAAAUCCGGAUUGAAUUAUACACCGCUACCGACGUUCCAACCUCAACAGGCACCUACUACUUAUCAACAUCCUGUUUCAGAUGAUGAAGUUUAAAAUUUAUUUGUGUUUCAAAGGCUCUUGAGUUAGCUUUUCCACUUUAUCAAUGAUCUCAGUGAUAAUUUGCUCUCCCUCUUCUCUUAAUUCCUCGAAAAUCAUACAUACUGCUGGUCAAGCCUCCAAGUCAGCUACUUGUGAUGAGCAUCGAAAGUCAUUCGGAUGCUCUCUGAUGGUAGAUAUAGGUUUUACCAAUUGUAAAUGUGUUUACAAAAUUAAUAUUGCGGAUUAAGUCAACGUCCAGAAUGGCUCAAGAAAGUGAUGAUAUUAAUUUGACGCCUCAAGAACUACAAAUCCUCUCGGAGCUGGACAGUCGGCAAUUUGGAUUCCUGAAAUUGAAUUCGCCAGAGCAAAGCAAGAAAAAAGCCCUUGUCCUGAAGGCUAUUCGAUAUUUGGAGCGAAUGUUGAUUCAACAUCAAAAUGAAAAGGAACUUGAGAAAACCAAAGAUGAGGAAGUCAAGAGAGAUUCAUCUAUCAAAGAAAUCACCAUUGAUCCAAAGACUUACUGUAAAUUGGGUCAUUUUCAUUUGCUGUUGGAGGACUUUCCCAAAGCCAUGUCUGCUUACCAGAAAUUUUUCAAUCUGAAAACGGAUCACUGGAAGGAUGCCAAUUUUCUUUAUGGGCAAGGGCUGGUGUAUUUCCACUUCAAUUCCUUCCAAUGGGCUGUGAAAGCAUUCCAACAGGUUCUUUACGUGGAUCCUAGUUACUCAAGAGCCAACGAGGUUCAUUUACGCUUGGGCCUUAUAUUUAAGAUCAAUGGCGAUUGGGAGUCCUCGCUCAAGCACUUUCAACUCGCUCUCAUUGAUGCCAGUCCUUGUACAUUUUCCAAAUUAGAAAUUAAAUUUCAUAUAGCGCAUUUGUAUGAAGUUCAAGCCAAGUAUAAAAUUGCCAAAGACAACUAUGAACAGCUUCUCAAAGAAAAAUCACUCCCUGUUCAUCUAAAGGCUGACAUAUGUCGCCAGCUAGGUUGGAUGUACCAUUGUGUCGAGUCACUCGGAGAAAAGAAUCAGCGUCAAACGUUAGCUAUCGGGUGUCUUCAAAAAUCUAUAGAAGCCGAUCCUAAGUCGGGCCAGUCACUCUACCUUUUAGGUCGAUGCUUUGCUAGUGUUGGUAAAGUCCACGAUGCCUUUAUCGCUUAUCGGAACUCCGUCGAAAAGUCAGAAGGCAAUGCCGACACUUGGUGCUCCAUAGGAGUACUUUACCAGCAGCAGCACCAGCCUAUGGAUGCAUUGCAAGCCUACAUCUGUGCAGUUCAGUUAGAUAAGAGUCACAGUGCAGCUUGGACCAAUUUAGGUAUCCUCUACGAAAGUGUAAGUCAACCCCGAGACGCGUAUGCGUGUUACGUAAACGCCACCAGAGGUAGUGAAACUACUACUCCAAGCACUCCAACCGCAACACCGCAAGUGGCCGUCAGCUCACAGCUAGGCAUGAACCCAAACGUCUCAGAACGGAUCAAAUUUCUUCAAAAUCAGUUAGGAAAUGCUCCAAUGCCCAGUAUAACGAGCAAGCGGAGGCAACUGCCAUCAAUAGAAGAGGCAUGGAAUCUUCCGAUUUCAGCUGAGCUGUCGUCACGUCAACAGCAGCUGCAGCAACAACAACAGCAACAGCAGCAGCAGCAGCAACAACAACAGCAGAACUCAUGGCAGCAACAGAGAUCGCAGCAAGCCCAAUACCAAAAACCUAACUUACCCAACUCUGUGCAAUUGCAACACCCACAGCAGUUAUUGCAGAAUUCACGACCAAGAUUAGAUCAGCCUUAUCAAAAGCCAAAUCUUCAGAAUUCAGUGAUUUCGCCUCACCCAACAAACGGACACCAUCCUCCAACUGUGCAUGUCCCUCCGCCACCUUAUCCCUCACCAACACAAACCAGUGCUAAAAGGCCGAAACUCUCGGGCAAUGGCCUGGAAUUCACUGCCAAAACAACGCCAGAGCAGCUGGUCAGCGAUCAGGAGCUUCAAGCACUCCUCUCCGAACGGGAUAUUGCCACUUCACUUGCCGAGGACUUACUCAGGCACUUUGGUUCUCCUAGUCCAGCCGAUGAAAAUGUUCCUACCACCAAACUAGAAGAAACACCUUUAAGCUCAGGACCGUUUUCACCAUCCAAUUUGCCCUCCUCUCCAAAUAGGACAAACAACCCUAUUCCGACUUUACCAAUUGAGGAAGACUCUUUACCACAAGUGGAGAUCAAAAAAGAGGUUGAAGAAGAAUUUCUGCGGCUGGAGCAAAAGAACGGUAUCAAAGUGGAACCACCAGACGUGCUGAAUCCAGAGCCAGAGCCUGAAUUCUCAAUCAACAUGAAAGCAGAAGAAGUUCUGGCAGCUUGCAAGGGGCGCGGGCUAGGUGGCGUAAACAACUGCAGUGUCCUGAGCGACAAAUGUCCGCCGCCUGCACCGCCAGAUCCACCCCCUCAGCGCUUGACCAAGGAACAGCUGCUCCCACCCACCCCAUCAGUAUUCCUGGAGUGCAAAAAGGAUGCCUUUGGACCUGGAAUCCAAGAGUUCUGUCUCAAGCAUCCAAUCGCUGUGAUCCGCGGCAUGGCGGCAGCUUUGAAAUUAGAUCUUGGUUUAUUUUCGACGAAAACACUAGUUGAAGCAAAUCCAGAGCAUGGAGUUGAGGUGCGAACACAAGUUCAACAAACGUCAGAUGAGAAUUGGGACCCACACCAAGGUCGUAGGUCUUGGGCGUGUCUGUCGCAUAGAUCACACACAACCAUAGCUAAAUAUGCUCAGUACCAAGCCUCUAGUUUUCAAGAUAGUCUCAAGGAAGAACGAGAGAAACAAGCAGGCAUCCACGUUACUAGUACAAAUACAAGCAUUAACUUAUCGGAUUCAGACUCAAAGGAUUCAAUGAGUAAUGUUGUUAGAAAGAAGAAAGGAAGGGAUGGAAAACUUCGUUUGAAGGCACCUCCCGGUUCAAAAAUGCUGAGGUUUGGUACGAAUGUAGAUCUCUCGGACGAAAAGAAAUGGCGGCCGCAGUUGCAGGAGCUAAUGAAACUACCUGCGUUUGCACGAGUUGUCUCCGCAGGAAACAUGCUCUCACACGUGGGCCAUGUUAUUUUAGGAAUGAAUACUGUUCAGUUAUAUAUGAAGGUUCCCGGUAGCAGAACACCGGGGCAUCAAGAAAACAACAAUUUCUGCUCAAUAAAUAUCAAUAUUGGACCGGGUGACUGUGAAUGGUUUGCUGUACCUGACGCCUAUUGGGGCGCUAUAAAUAAUCUCUGUGAAAAGAAUAAUUUAAAUUAUCUGCAUGGAUCCUGGUGGCCUGCAUUAGAAGAUUUGUAUGAAGAAAAUGUACCUGUCUACAGAUUUUUGCAACGACCCGGCGAUUUAGUCUGGGUUAACUCAGGCUGUGUGCACUGGGUUCAAGCUAUUGGUUGGUGUAACAACAUUGCAUGGAACGUUGGGCCUCUGACUGCCCGGCAAUAUCAAUUGGCGAUUGAGCGCUACGAGUGGAAUAAGUUGCAAAGCUUCAAAAGCAUUGUUCCUAUGGUUCACCUCUCAUGGAAUCUCGCUCGAAACAUCAAAGUUUCAGACCCCAAGUUAUUUGAUCUAAUCAAAAAUUGUCUUCUUCGUACGUUGCGGCAGUGUGCGCUCAUUCUAGAAUUUGUGAAAUCAAAGGGCGUUGAAGUCCGGUUUCAUGGUCGCGGCAAGAAUGAAGCCUCCCACUAUUGUGGUCAGUGUGAGGUGGAAGUGUUCAAUAUUUUGUUCAUUCGAGAGCAAGAGAAGCGUCAUGUCGUCCAUUGCAUGGAUUGUGCUAGGAAACAAGCCCCUGAACUUGAAGGUUUUGUGUGCCUGGAAGAAUAUCAUAUGUCAGAACUUAUGAAAGUCUAUGAUAGUUUUACAUUAUAUCCAGUGCAAAGUCCAGGUAGCACAGCGGUAUGACAAAACUCUUUUUGUGAGCCAGAGCACGGUCCGUGAGGUUCAGCUCCAAUCAAGUAGCCAAAUUUUUUCUCACUUUAUUAUAGUUCCCUCUAGAAAGUAAGUAUGACCUUAACCUUGACGUAUUUAACGAUAUUCCUGGCAAGCCAGACUUUAGCGCAAUUGCCCCCCUAAGGCUCAGAUAGAGCUCUAGCCAUGUAUCAAACGUUUUUGUAUCUAUGUAAAUAUCUAUUUACAAUAUUGAAUUCUUGUGUGUUCAUAGAACAAGAACUAGAAUUUCUUAAGCUUGGUCAAAGAGUGCUAUUCUUUCAGUGUCAGUUAUGUUUUUGGCGCAUUAGGUAGUAUUAUUAUAGGAUAUGAAAUCACCCAAAAAAAAUUUAGAAGCCAUGAUUUUACACUCUUUUUUUCUUCCUUUUUUCUCUCUCUCUCUUAGUUAGUGCAAUUUUUGGAAGAUGUAUUUGAUUCUGUCAGAGUUCAGGAUGAUUAAUUGAAAGUAAUGACUCAUUGGAAAUUUUAUCGGAGAAAUAUAUAGGUAUAUAUAUCAGGAAAGGAUUGGAUUGAUGAAAAAAAUAGAUCUAACUCUUCAUAUUUGAAAGCAUUAAUGUCAAAUUACGUAUUAUAUAUUUGAUUUCUUUAUGGUAGUAACUCUACCAUCUGUAUUACACAUUAGUCUGGUCACUUCACCAAAUUGUUGGCUUAUAUUUUUACAAUUGUACAUCUUAAGCCAAUUCCCUUAAAUAAGUUUAAUUAAUCAAGAAUGAAUAAUUGUCUUCAUCACAAUUGUGCUUGCACUUUUUGAAAUACUUUAUCAGUUAGGUUAAUGGAAGAAUGCUGUUCAUUUAAAAUUUUUUAACAUUUGAAUAAUUUCAACAUUAUUAUUUUAGUAUUUUAUAUAAAGCGACAGCAAAGAGCUUUUCUUAACUUUAUCUUUAGGUUUCAACUUUUAUUUUCAUCGUAAGUAACCCACAAAUCAGAGAGAAUAUUCUUUUAAGCAUAUGACAGUUAUAUUUUUGUCUCGGUGUAAGGUAGUUGUUGAAGUAUAUCGUCUUUAUAACUGGGAAGAAAUUCCUAAAGUUUUACAUUUUUUGACAAGCUAAUGACCUUCUUCUAAUAUGUAAUGAUUUUUAUGCAUGUAUCGUUGAUUCUUUUUUCAUGCACGAUCUUAUAUCUGUUAAGAAUGAAGUAUGCUUUGAUUAAUUGAUUUCUGUUACGGUUUUGUUCGGUGAAUUGAGCUUUUAAGGUCAAAAUGAAAAAGAAAGUGCAGCUCUAAUACUUACAACACUUAGUUUGCAAGUUACAGUGUUCAUUGAUUGUGUGAAAGCAAAGAACUCAUUUUUAUUGAAUUUUCGGUUGUUCUUAGAGUUCAGGGGAAAAGUUCAGAUAAGAAAUAUCCGUAACGUGAGGAAUUUUUUGAAAUUUCAUCAAAAAUCCCGUAAAUUUAUUCGAUUUUUUUUUUUAGUUUUUUUAAUGUUGUAUAAUUAUUUCAGAUAAUCCUUUCCUUAAUCCAGGGAAUGGAGAAAUUUUGUGUUGAUUUUAAAAUUAAUCGCAGUAACUGUUCCCCUUUUUAAUGCAUGAUAGUAAAUUGUAGGUUGAGAAAGUUGGGGAAUUUUGGUGCUUUUAACCAAUGAAUAGCUGGGAAGGACUGGACAUUUUUGUCCUGAAAUCUAUGGAUACCUUGGGUCUGUUGGCUCAAUACAUUACACAUUCAAAACGGGAAAUUGUCUUUUCCCUUUCGGAAUAGAUUCGUAGCCUAUAGGAGCUUUCCCAACAAUGAAAAUUUGAUCAGAACUAGACUAUCAGGGAGUUGAAGGAACUUUAUAUAAUUUGCCUCUGUAAUAUUUUUAUCAUAGGUAAUGAAUUUGUAUACUUAGGUGAAAUAUUAGUUAAUUAAUUUUAAGUUGUGAAAGAAAGAGCCGGUUUCAUUUCUGUUUCUUGUAGCCCAGGCCCAGGGGGUGGCUCACCAUUAACAUGUUCCCUAGGGCUGAGCAAGUUAAUAGCUUUCACAUUUUGCUGUUUUUUUGAGAGGCUCUCUUGGCCUAGUGAGAACAAGUAAGAUAAAAGUACGAGCAAGAAACGUAUCAAAAGCCUGUGAAUAAUAAAAUGGCCUUGAACUCAUUGCUUCAUUGAUGUGAAGUGUUCAAGCAGAUCUACAGAUUUUAAUUCAGAAUUUCUCCACCGUGGUGUUUGGAAACUUCUAGAUUUCAUCAUUUAUAAGAAGCACCAAAAUUUAUUUUAUUUUUGACUUAGAGGAUCUUGCAGUUUUACAUGAUGAUCUAAUUUUCAAAAACCUGAAAAAGUUGCAGAUAGAAGCAAUGUUUUGAGCAUAUUUUCUGUAACUGUACUACAUUUUCAAGUAUUUGCUGGCUCAUCCAUAAAUGCACCCACUUAACACGGAAACUAUUGACUCACGUUGUUUCUAAAAUAAGCCAGAGAUGAGAGUUUCCUAUUCCUAAAUGUAGUCCAAUUUUCCUCAUCUUAUCUUAUUUCAUAUAAUGGUCUGUGUCAUAUCGCGAUUUGAUUUGGAUAUGAUGUCUCUCAAAACGUCUUGAAUAUUUGAAGUUUCUACUUUACAGCAUCGGUGGCAAAAAACUGACCCAAAUUCUGUAGAUCCUCUUAUAUGGGAUGUUUUAUAUCAAUCAUCGCUCCACUCUGCUGCCAGUUUUUCAUCAAUUACUUUCAGUGCAGCUAGGCUGCCAGCCUUCAAGAUGAAGACAACCAUUAUGUAUUAAGAUAUUUUGAUGCGUGUUCAGCUCUUCAACCUUUUAUUAUUUUUUUUUUUUUUUUCUGCGUACAGUAAAAUCUCGAUUAUCCGUUUAUUGCUUGCCCGGCGCAACAAUUUUCGAAGCUUUCUUCAUUUUUUUUCAAGACAUAUUUCAUGUAGUUUCAUACGUUUUUAUACAUUUUUGAUGAUGUGUCGUUUUCAAUAUCUGACUUGGGGCUUCGCCACUACUCAUCAGAUAAUCGAGGUAUUACUGUACUUUGAUUGUGUAUGUCAUGUCCUAUCGUGUGAAUGAGAAGUAUCCUUAAGUUAGUGCGCAAUGUGAAUUUUUUUUUCUCUUUUGUUUCUUUUUAUUUUAAUGAUUUCCAACUGAUCUCAAGAAGCAAAACAGGAGUUGGGGUUUUGUGACUGACUUCUCAAAUGUUUUUUCACUUAAAACUGUUUUUUAUGAGGUGAAACUUUUUCUUUUUUUCCACCACUAACAUUACAUAUUUCUCACUUAAAUGCACAAAGUAAUGUGAAUUUUGCUUUUCUUUCUGGUUUCUCUUUCUUUCUCUUUCAAGCAGAAGGAAUGUAACAAAGCAAAACUUCUUCUCUGCGUACUUUUUACUAAGUUUGCAAAGUUUGUUGUUGAGAAAGUAAUUUUUUUUAUUAUUAUUAUUCAAGCAUAUUUUUUUCUCGAUCCCAUCUCCCAUUUUCUUAAGAUUUUCAUUCCGAAAAAUUCAUCAUAUUAACUGCUAUGUACUCAAAAUAUUUCCACUUAAAAAAUAAUGCAUUCAUCUACUAAAUGUUACUUCAAUCCAAAAUGCGUCCAAUUCAAUAAUCAUUUUUCACAAAUGAUGUUGUGAAAUUACAAGGUAUUAAAACCAUGGUAUUAAAAUGAAUCUUGUGAAACAAACAUUGCUUUGAAGAUGUAGCUGUUAUCUAUCUUUCUGAGGACCUUCUCUCUUCUCCUAAUUAUAAUGUACCACAGUGAUAAAAAAUAUUUUUCCAACACUGAACAUACCUCAAAUCAGGAGUGAGAAUUGUUCUUAAAUUGGUGAUGAAUUCAAACAGUCGCCACCUUAAAUCGUUUAAAAGUACCUCUUUUAAUCGCAUCAUCAUUUUAUUAGGGUCAUUUUCAUUGAACAUGUUUAAACUUUUUUAUAUUUAUAUGUAAUCACAACUAUCAUCGGAAUCGAUGCCCCUAAUUACUUUUUUUCUCUUUAUGAGAAUCAGUAAAAAUCAACCAAAUAAAAAUUGUGUCUGUACUUUUUAUAUUGUAUAAUUUUGUCAUCAGUUUUUUGGUUCAAUCGAGUGGCGUCUUUUAAGAUCCUGAUGUCAUUCAAUUUUGAGUAGGUAUUAGAAGGAUCAUAAUUUCAUAUGCAUGAUGGCUAAAAUUUUCAAGAAUUUUUCAGCGUGGUUUUAUAACAAUUCGACUGCAGUAUUUAAAAGUUAUCUUAUCCUGUGUAUCACUAACUAUAAAAAAAAACACUUACUUCUAAUUCCCUCUUUUGCAUUGUAAAUCAAUAAAACAGAUCGAUGGAUAUGAAUUCUAUUCUCAUCAAAUAAUUUUGAAGACUGAUAAGCCAUGGCAGCCCCUGUUUUGCCAUAGAAAAUUUUUGCUGACUGAUUUGGGCGUUUUUGGCCUAAUGCUUCUUUAGAUAGGGGUUACUGUAUUGGGUUACAAUGAAGAGUUUAAAUCAAAAAUUCCUUUCUGGUCAAUUAAAUUACAUAGAUCUUCACAGAAGUUGAAAUGUGCACUUGUUAUUUUAAGUUUUUAGCUUAGCUGAAUACAGGCUACCAUUCUGAAAUCCCAAAAUGAAAACUCUUCUUACAAAGAAGCAAAAAAUUAGGAAUGAAAUCAAAAUAUUUUUCGUUCGCACUCAUUAUUUUCUGUCAAAAAUAAAAUUGUUGCAGAGGAGGGAAGAAAAAUCGAAUUCUCUUUACCUUUAUUCUUAUCUCUUUUUCUAUUUUUCUACCAAAAACACAGUGAAAGAUUUUUCAAGUCACAGAAUCGGUGAACAAUAAAUAUUUUUGGCUUUUUAAAAAAGAUUUCUAGUUUCUUAAUUUUGCUUGUUCCAAGAUAAUUAUGCAGCAGAAUGGUUCAUAUUAAUUCCAACAAGUAAUUGUUGUCUUUAUUCUAUUUGACAAAAAAAAAAAAAGCUUCCCUAUAUAGUUGAAUCAUGUUUAAGUUUUCAUUUUGGAAAGAAAUUCGCCUGCAUCUAAUUUUUGCAACUAAACUUACGGAUUGACUUUGGAGAGGUGAUGAACCUUUUCAGCAUCCUCCUCCAUUUUCACUUUCAUACAAUUAUUUUACCAGGAAAGUAGAUUAACGAAAAACUCUUCAUAACAAUUCACAGAACAGUUUAGAUAAAAUUCCAUCAGUGAAACAAGUAUAUAUUACCACUGUGAAGAAACAACUAAACUUAUAAAUGGUAAAUUUGAACACUAUAAAUUGCUGCUUGUGUAUAAGUGAAAUGCGAAAGAUACUCAUGGUUAUUUUUUUGACUCUCAUAAAUUUAUGCCCAGUUGGUCACCUCGGUUUUUUUAGUCAACCUUGAUUCUGUUUCACACUUCGAUCGUGCAGUUUUAUGUGUCCAACAAUUAUUAUUGUCUAAUUCCUGAGCAUUAACUUGUUUUUAAGUGGAGUAGCUUGCAUCUUUGGAUGAUGGUUUAGAGUUUUGUGCAUUAACUGUAAUCAUUCAAAUUUGUGAUAUUUUGUUAUGGUGAAGGUAUUCUUCAAUGUACAGUUGCGAGAAAGUACAAAGUCGUCUUUUCGUUUGGCGACCGUUUUGUAUAUAAUUUUAAGUCUUUCCACGACUUGCGGCCUUCAUCGUGCCCCGAUUCCACCAUCUUUUUUUGCUCUGCGCUGUGAAGAGAUCCCCCUAUUUUCCAAUAAUCCAGCACCCCUAAUAUUGGUUAGGUCCAGGCUGUGUGCAUGCCUCUCAUUUCCUCCCUUAGUCUCAUAGUAAGGAUUCAAAUCACAAGUGGACUUCAUUUUGCAAUUAGGAACUGUACUCUCUGGCUCAUUUGCAAAAUUAGUAAUGUCCAUAAGGAAACUAAUGGUACAUAUGUUGUUUCUAAACUGAGCCAAAUAUUGUAGUUCCAAAGUGCAAAAUUUAGUCAAAUUUGAAUAGUCAUGGCUAUUAAUAAGUUUAUGAAACCUAGAGGAAAUGAGUUGAGGCAUGAUAGCCCACCAUGCCAAAUUGCCUUCUGUAGUCCAAGGAACCUGAUUUAUCCGUUGCCUUAACAAGAUUCUGCAUGCAAAUUUACCUCUCGCUGCGUAGAUAUUGCCCGAUCUCCAGUGAAAUCAAACUGUCUUGAGUCAGGAUUUGAAUAUCAAACGGAUUUUGUAAUGUAUUGUACAUAUGUAAGUAAUCUCUUUGCAGGGUUAGAAAUUUGAUCUUUCAAUCUGUUGGACCCUGUCAACUGUUCAAUUCUAAGCAAGUCAAUAUCAUGCAUAGACUUACUGUCAAACAAAAAAACUUGCAGUAAGCAAUCGUUUGUUUACACAAAAAUUGUUUUCUACCAGAGUUGCACAAUAUUUUACCAUUCUGACUGAGAUGCUGUACUUUUGAUGGCAGAUUGCUUUCUCUAAACUGCUCUUUAUUUUGUUCAGUGACAAGUUCUUUUCAGAGAUCAAAUUUCUAACUUGGCCGCUUGUAAAGUUUGUAGUUUGUACAAUUGACUGAAAGACAUGUUCGCCAGGAAUGUGACAGCUACGCACUGCCAAUUAGAUUUAGUAACACUUGUGGUAUCUCGUAACAAGAACCAUGGUGGUUUAGUGUAAGAUCAUACGUUUAUUUUUAAGCUGUUGAUCGUUUAAGGUAAUUUAAGUGUUAUCAUUCAAAGUGUUCAGCUUUUAUUUGUUUUCUUUUUUAAGUGUUGCAUCCGUGCUUUUAGAAAAACCAGAUCUGGUCCUCCUUAAUGAUGCACUUCAUUUAUCUAGUUUUUUCUGAAUUUUUUAUCGUCCAAAAGUCCUGUAGCAAUCUCAAAUUUUGAGAUUUUUUUGUUAUUCCUACCUAAGUGAAAAGAUAGUUUGAUAAAUUUGUAUCAAAACCAAUAGUUUAUCAUGCGUCUCAUAUGAGAUUGUUGUAGGAGGAAAAGUAUAAAAUAACAACCUACACACCUAAUGUUUAAAUUAGAACAGAGGCUCUUUUCUAAAAUGAAUGACUUUCAGCUUCAUCCUGUUACCCUAUGAUUGUAGUUUUAAGUCUUGAUCCUAAAAUUCACUCAUUUAAAUGAAUAAAAAAAUGUUCAGUUCUAAUUGCUGAGCUUUAGCCCCCAAAAGAUUUCUCAAUCAGGUCAUUUUGAUUUUUAACAAUCUCUUUUUUGGUUUUAAUGAACUCAUAUCUUUAAGGAGUAGAAUCAUUUUAAUUUCUAAAAUCAUUACUUUUAAUCUGAGUACGUUAAGCAAUUAUCCUUUCAUGCCGUACAGACAAGCAUGUUCCUAUGAAUCCUGUGUCACACCUGCUGCAAUAUUGCUUUUCAUUUUUUGAAAUCUUUGAUUAUUUCAUUGUAUGAAUGUCGCGCCUCUGUGGAUAUUUGUUAAUCAACUGCUAUUCUCUCAUCAAGAUUUUCCUGUGAGGUUUUACUCUAGAUAUCUCAAUUUUUUUCCUCCUAAAUUGUACUUUCAAAUUAUCGAGGUCCUUGCUUCAAGGCAUCAUUUUAGUUUAUCAGUCAGUCCUUCUCAAUACCUUCUAAUUACCAGCAAACGUUUUGUAUCAAUAUUGUACCCAUGGCAAUCGGAAUGGCCUACAGUUUUAUCUGCCCUGAAAAAGGACAAAAUCAAUAAGCUUUACUUACAUUUCGUAAUCAUUUUAGCAAAUUAUGUUUUUUUUUCUUCCGCUGUUUUUAUUUCUUGAUGUAAAAACUUCAGUUUUUCGUCCUGUCCUGGAAUUGUCAAUCCUUCAAAAAUGUCUUUGAUUUUUCUCAGUCAAUUUGAUCCCUCACAUUCAUCUCUGUGAAUGUUGAAGCUUUUUUUUUUUUUUUGUUACUGUUGACAAGAUACCAAAGCAAGAAUUUUUAUAUAUGUAUACAUACAUUUCUCCAGACAACUGCGUAGAAAGCAUUAGAGAAAAAUAAAUAUAACACUAGAGACAUAAUUUUUUUAAUUUGUUUGAAUUACUUUGAAAAGCACUGUUAAUGAUAUAACUUGUUUUAAUAUUUCAAUCUCAUGACAUUUGGUCUAAUUGUGAGCAACAAACAUCUGAACACAACGCAGGGACAUUAUCAUCUGUCUCAUCCAGGAUCACAAGGAAGCUAUGCAUCAAGUUUUGAAGCGGAAAAUAAGAAAGAAAAUAUUUCAACCUUUUUACAAAAACGUUGGCAUCAAGGAAAGAUACCUUGUGUAUCCAACAGUCCCCUUUUAUCUUAAUUUGUUUAAUGUAUGUAUGUUCUGCAUUAUCAUCUCAACUUAAACUGCAUUUCGGCAAAAAAUUACCGGACUAUUUUGCUGUGUGUUUGUGUAAGUAGAAAAAUGGUUAUUGAAGAUUAUAACCAGCAAGCUGGCUAUAAUGUAAGUUCUUUGUACUGCCUUCUUCUCAUCUCUCUGUAUUUGUGUAAAAUAGGUUGUAAAUCCAGUGUAAAUUUUUUAAUCGUAAAUAUCUUGUGUGAAUAGGAUUGCAAAUUGUAAGUAAGAGUAACUUUCUUUAUGUCUCCAAUGAGCUGUAAUUUAUUUUAUUUUCUAGGGAUGUAAUUUAAUUAAUAAAAAUUAUAAUUAUUUCA
Messenger RNA from Bemisia tabaci, 12570 nucleotides. Lineage: Eukaryota; Metazoa; Arthropoda; Insecta; Hemiptera; Aleyrodidae. The record is from RefSeq and is a predicted model, not a curated record.